CCCCAGUUCCCUGAGCCCCAGCUUUACCCAAGCUGAGGAUGGGUCGUGGCAUUGUUCAUUGUUCUGGAACACUCUAGAACCUCCAGGCAAGGGCUGGAGCUGGGGCUGCAGAGCAUUCCUUGGUUCAGCUGGGGAAGCCCUGCCCCGCCCCCCAGUGGUCCUCAUGUGGAGGCUGGCACUAGGCACCGUUUUCCUGGCAGCGGCCCAGGCCUGUGUCUUCUGCCGCCUCCCAGCCCACGACUUGUCAGGCCGCCUGGCUCGGCUCUGCAGCCAGAUGGAGGCCGAGCAGAAGGAAUGUGAGGCCUCUCCGGACUUCUCGGCCUUUGCCUUAGAUGAGACGUCCAUGAACAAAGUCACGGAGAAGACUCACAGAGUCCUGAGGGUCAUGGAGAUCAAAGAGGCUCUCUCCUCACUCCCUUCAUAUUGGAGAUGGCUUCGAAACAAGCUCCCUGAGUACACAAGGGAAGCUCUCUGUCCCCCCGCCUGCCGGGGCAGCACCAUGCUGUACAACUGCUCUACCUGUGAGGGGACCGAGGUGUCCUGCUGGCCCCAAAAGCGCUGCUUCUCAGGAAGUCAUGAUCUUUGGGAAGCCAAGAUUCUGCUCCUCUCCGUCUUCGGAGUUGUCCUGCUUCUGGGUGUUCUGAGCCUCCUGAUGGAGUCUCACCACCUCCAAGCAAAACGUAGCUUAUGAAGACACUGAAAACCUCCCAGCCUCCAGCUGUGUGUGUGCACUCCCAACUUGCACAUCCCUUGGAGGGGAACCAGCCAGCCCCUUAGUCCCAGCUCCAAAGACAGUCUUCCAGAUCCUAAAACCCAGACAUCCCUGCUUCUGGUUGGUGAGAUAAUAAAAAAGCAAGAAAAUCCUCAAAAACCCAGACAUCCCCACAAUUCCAGGUUGGAGGGCCUCCCGGGAACCCAGGCACCUCCCCUCUGGCCCUCAACCAAUCAGACAGCACUGUCAGCAAUGCCAGGAAAAUAUCUACAGAAGGAAAGAAUCCCCUACACCACUCCCACCACACCCACACCCCCUUCUGCCUGUUCCCGGAAAGUGGGGGUGACUUCCCCAGAAGCGACUCCAGGCUCUCCUGUGACUGAUUGGGAAUCCAGGAAUGUGUCUUCUGAAAAACUCACCCCACCGGAGUGAGACCACAUCAGUUGGUUCGCUGGCAUCCCUCCCUCCAUUGUGUUAACACAGUGAAACCCUCUGAGGGAGGCCUCUGUCCUGCCAGGCCCAACUAAACCUGCUGUUCAUGGUCUCUGCCCCUGCCUGGCCUCUGUCUGCAACUGGAGAGGGCAGAGGAGAAAUGGGAGACUCUCAGAGUAGCACAGUGCUUCUCAGAUGGGGGUGAUUUUGCGCCCAGUACACAUUUUGCAACAUCUGGAGUGGUUUUGUAUUGUUUUGACUUGGGGAUGUGUCACUGGCCUCUGGUGGGUAGAGACUAGAGAUGAGCUAAACAUCCCACAAUGCACAGGAAAGCCCCCACAGCAAAGAAUCAUCCCAUCCAAAAUGUCAGUGUUUACCAGGAAAGGGAGAUAGAAAAAAGAAAGAGGCCAGGCGCAGUGGCUCACGCCUAUAAUCCCAGGACUUUGGGAGGCUGAGGUGACCAGAUCAUGAGGUCAGGAGUUCGAGACCAGCCUGCCUAGCAUGGUGAAACACUAUAUCUACUAAAAAUACAAAAAUUGGCUGCAUGUGGCAGCAGGCACCUGUAAUCCCAGCUACUUGGGAGGCUGAGGCAGAAUUCCUUGAACCUGGGAGGAGGUUGCAGUGAGAUGAGAUCAUACCACUGCACUCCACCUGCUGACAGAGUAAUAUUCCAUCUCAAAAAAAAAAAAAAAAAAAAGAAAAGAAAAUGUCAGAGCCUUGUUGUUGAGAAACCCUGGCUUUUGGUGCCCUGCCUAUUAGGAGUGUUUGGUUUGGGAAUGGAAUGUGGGACAUGGAACAUGAGAAGAGAGGCCUGUCGCCAACCACAAGUCCCAUUCUGAGUGCCUAGACCUGCCAGGGAUCUCAGCCCUUACCUAGCCCGGGGUUUUCAAACGGGGUACCUCGAGGCUCCAGGGUAAGUGUUCUCAACCAGCUGCAUAUCAGAGCCACCUAGGCAGCCUUAAAACCACCCGUGCUUCAGCCUCAUCUCCAAAGAUUCUAGAAUAAGUGGUCUUAUGUGGGGCCUUCGUUAGUGCAACCUACAGCCAGGGUUGGAAUCAUUGUUCUGGGGUACCCAGAGAGGCCCUAACGAUGGAAAGAACUCCUACCCCUUCCAUAAGAGUACCUCUCCCUUUUCCCCCAAUAUUUAAAAAAA
Molecule: messenger RNA, 2297 nt
Organism: Callithrix jacchus (white-tufted-ear marmoset)
Lineage: Eukaryota; Metazoa; Chordata; Mammalia; Primates; Cebidae
Gene: TMEM95
Product: transmembrane protein 95
Biological process (GO): fusion of sperm to egg plasma membrane involved in single fertilization
Cellular component (GO): sperm plasma membrane; acrosomal membrane
Source: RefSeq, a predicted model, not a curated record